AUUGACAGCUGGAAGUGACGAGAGUACGUGAAUGUGUAUAUGAUCACAAACUUUAACGUGCUCUUGAUCAUAAGGAUUAGAGGGAAUCACAUGUACAGAACCUGAUGUCGUCUGCAAAUGUGGUCAUUAUCCCCGUGGAUGGGAGUAAAAACAGUGAACGGGCAGUAAGCUGGUAUCUAGAACAUAUUCACUCUAAAGGUGACAGAGUUGUUUUCAUCCAUGCAUUUGAUCCUCCACCCAUGCAAUCUGCAAAACACACAAGUGUUGACUUCAAGAACAGCUAUGAUGAGUGGUGUGUCAUAAUUCAGAAGGCCCAAGACAAGGCUAGGAGCCUUCUUAAGGGGUAUGAUGAAAAGUUUGCCACCCUGAAGGGCCAACUGUCAUACAAGAUGAUUCAUGAUUCAGGCAAACCAGGAGAAGUCAUCAUUAAUUAUAGCAAGAAAGAGAAUGGAACGGUUUUAAUAAUGGGUUGCCGAGGACUAGGCAAGCUUCGGAGAACAUUGCUAGGGAGCGUCAGUGAUUAUGUUGUUCGGCAUUCCUCCAUACCUGUGAUUGUGAUACCUCCAGCUAAGUGAUGGAUAGACAACCCAGUAGCAUCAUAAACAUGGAUUAUUAAUAAAUUAAAAGAAACAUUCAGUUACUGAGAAGCUAGAAACUCAGGGCUCGACACUAAUGGUAGUCAACUAGCCACAGACCAGUAGAAAUUCAGUUUGGCAAGUGGUUUUUGAU
Stylophora pistillata is the source of this 729-nucleotide messenger RNA. RefSeq lists its product as uncharacterized. The record is from RefSeq and is a predicted model, not a curated record. Lineage: Eukaryota; Metazoa; Cnidaria; Anthozoa; Scleractinia; Pocilloporidae.